GCCGGCCAUGAACUUCCAGGGCGGGCCCGGGCAGAGCCCCGGGCAGCAGGGGCAGAGCCUGGCGGCGCCGGGAGGCCCGUCGGGGCCGUCCCCUGGCGGCGCGCCGCAGCCGCAGUUCGGCCUCUCCAACUCGGCGGCCAUCCGGGCCGAGAUCGGGCGCUUCGAGUCGGUGCACCCGAACAUCUACGCCAUCUACGACCUCAUCGAGCGCGUCGAGGACCUCGCGCUCCAGAGCCAGAUCCGCGAGCACGUCAUCUCCAUCGAGGAUUCCUUCGUGAACAGCCAGGAGUGGACCCUGAGCCGGUCGGUGCCGGAGCUCAAAGUGGGGAUCGUGGGCAACCUGUCCAGCGGGAAGUCGGCCCUGGUGCACCGCUACCUGACGGGCACCUACGUGCAGGAGGAGUCCCCGGAAGGUGGCCGUUUCAAAAAGGAGAUGGUUGUCGACGGCCAGAGCUACCUGCUGCUGAUCCGCGAUGAGGGGGGCCCUCCGGAGCUUCAGUUUGCGGCCUGGGUGGACGCCGUGGUCUUUGUCUUCAGCCUGGAGGACGAGAUCAGCUUCCAGACGGUCUACAACUACUACCUGCGCCUCUGCAGCUACCGCAACGCCUCCGAGGUGCCCAUGGUGCUGGUGGGCACGCAAGACGCCAUCAGUGCCACCAACCCCCGGGUGAUCGACGACUCGCGUGCCCGGAAGCUCUCCAACGACCUGAAGCGCUGCACCUACUACGAGACCUGUGCCACGUACGGGCUGAACGUGGAGCGGGUCUUCCAGGAUGUGGCUCAGAAGGUCGUGGCCCUGCGCAAGAAGCAGCAGCUGUCCAUCGGGCCCUGCAAGUCGCUGCCCAACUCGCCCAGCCAUUCCUCCGUCUCGGCCGCCUCUAUCCCCUCUGUGCACAUCAACCAGGCCGCCAAUGGGAGCGGGGCCUUCAGCGAUUACUCCUCCUCGGUGCCCUCGACCCCCAGCAUCAGCCAGCGGGAGCUGCGGAUUGAGACCAUCGCGGCCUCCAACACGCCCACCCCCAUCCGCAAGCAGUCCAAGCGCCGCUCCAACAUCUUCACAUCUCGAAAAGGCACAGACAUCGAGCGGGAGAAGAAGCCCCCGGAGUGUAAGGCGGACAGUAUCGGAAGCGGGCGGGCCAUCCCCAUUAAGCAGGGCGUCCUGCUGAAGCGCAGCAGCAAGUCGCUGAACAAGGAGUGGAAGAAGAAGUACGUGACCCUGUGCGACAACGGCGUCCUGACCUACCACCCCAGCCUGCACGACUAUAUGCAGAACAUUCACGGGAAGGAGGUCGACCUGCUGAGGACAACGGUGAAGGUGCCCGGCAAGAGGCUCCCGCGGGCCACGACCGCCACUGCCCCCGGCGCCAGCCCCAAAACCAACGGCCUGGGCAAGGAGAAGAGCAGUGGGCCGUCCCCCAGCGGGCCUGGUGCCCCGCACUCCGCCAGCAGCACCUCCCUGCACUCGGAGCGCUCAGGCAGCGGCACCAACCUGCUGGGCUGCAGCGGCAAGCCAGAGGGCGGCGGCGGCGGCGGCGGCGGCGGCCUGCACCAGCGCUCCUACUCCGUCUCCAGCGCCGACCAGUGGAGCGAGGCGGUCGUCAUCCCCAGCAGCGCCCCCACCCCAGCCAACGGCACCGCAGACUCGCUCAGCUCCAGCCCCAACGUGUCCAGCACGGCCAGCCCCAAGCUCGAGCCCCCGCCGUCCCCCCACGCCAACCGGAAGAAGCAUCGCCGGAAAAAGAGCACGGGCACCGGCCGGCCGGAUGGGGCCGGUGCCGCAGUUGAAGAGCAGGACGAGUCUUUCGAGUUCGUCGUCGUGUCCCUGACCGGCCAGUCGUGGCUCUUCGAGGCGUCCACGGCGGGGGAGCGAGAGCUCUGGGUGCAAGCCAUCGAGGGCCAGAUCCUGGCCAGUCUCCAGGGCUGUGAGAGCAGCAAGAACAAGGCCCGGCUGGGCAGCCACGGCGAUGCCACCGCUCUCCAGUCCAUGCGCACGGUGCGCGGGAACAGCUUCUGCGUGGACUGCGAUGCGCCCAACCCGGACUGGGCCAGCCUGAACCUGGGCGCCCUGAUCUGCAUCGAGUGCUCCGGCAUCCACCGCAACCUGGGCACGCACCUCUCGCGCGUGCGCUCGCUCGACCUGGACGACUGGCCGCUGGAGCUCGUGAUGGUGAUGACGGCCAUCGGCAACGCCCUGGCCAACUCUGUGUGGGAGGGCGCCGUGGAGAACUACCCCAAGCCGGGGCCCGAGAGCUGCAGGGAAGAGAAGGAGCGCUGGAUUCGGGCCAAAUACCAGCAGAAGCUGUUCCUGGCCCCCCUGCCCCACUCGGACGUGCCGCUGGGCCAGCAGCUUCUCCGGGCCGUGGUGGAGGACGACCUGCGGGCCGUGGUCACGCUGCUGGCGCAUGGCACCCGGGAGGAGGUGAACGAGACCUACGGCGACGGGGACGGGCGGACGGCCCUGCACCUCUCCAGCGGCAUGGCCAACGUCGUCUUCACGCAGCUGCUCAUCUGGUAUGGCGUGGAUGUGAAGAGCCGGGACGCCCGAGGCCUGAGCCCGCUGGCCUACGCUCGCCGCGCGGGCAGCCAGGAGUGCGUGGACAUCUUGCUGCAGCAUGGGUGCCCCAGCGACGUGCCCGCGAGCGCCCUCACCCCCAGCCUGCCCCGCCGGAACGCCAACAACAACGCCUCCGGCACCCUGCCCGCCGAGGCCCCGCCGUGCUCCUCCGCUCACUGAACAUCCCUUGCGGGGCUCCGGGCCUCGGAGGAGCGGCUGGGCCUCGUUCGCGGGCAUCCCGCAGCCCGCUCUGCUCCCUCCGUGGCCGGGGAACGUGCUGCGCUUCGGCAGCCCCGGUGCUGGGGCUCUACCUGGCCCCCGGGAGGGGCAGGGGUCCUUGGGGCCAGCCGCUGCCGGAGGAAGGGGACGAGGGACCCACACAUGGCCAGAUAAAGGGAACCUUUCUGCCUCCCCGCCCCCGCCCCCAGCUGCACUGGUUUGUCGGUAACAUAGCUCCCCUUCCCUGUCUGCGGCGUCCUUCGUGGCCCGGCCACUGGACCACAAGCUGGCGCCCCCGGUAGAUGCUGCUUCCCGCACAGCCUCCCCGCCCCCCCCCGUCACUUGUGUAUAAAUUGUACAUUGGAAAUAUUUAUAUGACAGUCUGUAAAUAAAGUUUCUUUGCCAUGUG
Molecule: messenger RNA, 3182 nt
Organism: Varanus komodoensis (Komodo dragon)
Lineage: Eukaryota; Metazoa; Chordata; Lepidosauria; Squamata; Varanidae
Gene: AGAP3
Product: ArfGAP with GTPase domain, ankyrin repeat and PH domain 3
Exons: 18
Coding region: 8-2734 (908 amino acids)
Biological process (GO): proteasome-mediated ubiquitin-dependent protein catabolic process
Cellular component (GO): nucleus
Molecular function (GO): protein binding; GTPase activity; GTPase activator activity
Source: RefSeq, a predicted model, not a curated record